Molecule: messenger RNA, 1365 nt
Organism: Peronospora belbahrii
Lineage: Eukaryota; Oomycota; Peronosporomycetes; Peronosporales; Peronosporaceae
Source: the annotation of a GenBank genome assembly
AUGGUAUCAAUUGUGUCCAUUAAAGCCCGCCAGAUUUUUGACUCUCGUGGCAAUCCAACCGUCGAAGUUGACCUCGUAACUGAUAUGGGCGAGUACCGGGCCGCUGUGCCCAGUGGAGCAUCGACAGGUGAGUUUGAGGCCCUGGAAAUGCGUGACGGUGGUGCUGCCUACAUGGGCAAGGGUGUUUUAAACGCCGUAAGAAACGUGAACGAAAUUAUUGCUCCUGCUCUUAUCGGUAAGGACGUGACCCAACAGGCCGAACUUGACCGCUAUAUGGUGGAAACCUUGGAUGGCACGCAGAACGAGUGGGGCUGGUGCAAGAAGAAACUUGGCGCUAAUGCUAUUUUAGGUGUGUCGUUGGCACUAUGCCGUGGUGGUGCUGCCGCCAAGAAGCAACCUCUAUGGCAGUAUAUCGCCGACCUAGCCGGCAACCCGACGCCGUGCCUGCCCGUGCCGUCAUUUAAUAUUAUCAACGGUGGCUCUCAUGCCGGCAACAAGCUAGCAAUGCAAGAGUUUAUGAUUCUUCCUGUGGGAGCCACUAGCUUUACGGAAGCUAUGAAGAUUGGUUCAGAAGUGUAUCACAACUUGAAGAAGGUCAUCAAGAACCGCUACGGUCUGGAUGCAACGGCCGUGGGUGACGAGGGUGGGUUUGCCCCUAACAUUCAGUCAAACGGAGAAGCCAUUGACUUGAUUGAGGAGGCUAUACUGGACGCUGGCUACACAAAUCAGGUGCGUCUUGGUAUGGAUGUUGCCGCGUCGGAGUUCUACACAGGUGCCACAGAUGCCCGCUACAACCUUGACUUUAAAAACGAGAACGCUCCCGAGUCGGAAAAGAUUUCGGCUGAAAAGCUGCUCGAGGUGUACGAGGGAUUUAUUGCAAAGUGCGCUGGAUCGAGCAAAAUUGUAUCGAUUGAGGAUCCGUUCGAUCAGGAUGACUGGGAAUCAUGGAUGAAGAUAACGGAAAAGGUUGGCAAGGACGUGCAGAUCGUGGGAGACGACCUGACGGUGACGAACCCGACCCGUGUGAAGAAAGCCAUCGAGCAAAAGGCGUGCAAUGCUCUCUUGCUGAAAGUGAACCAGAUUGGCAGUAUCACCGAGUCAAUUGAGGCCGUGACGAUGGCCAAGAAGGCUGGUUGGGCCAUCAUGGCCAGCCAUCGCAGUGGUGAGACGGAGGACACAUUUAUCGCUGAUCUGGCUGUGGGUCUAAGCGCUGGCCAGAUCAAGACGGGCGCCCCUUGCCGUUCAGAGCGUCUAGCGAAGUACAACCAGCUUUUGCGUAUUGAGGAGGAGCUCGGCUCUAACGCUCGCUACGCCGGCGAGGACUUCCGUGACGUGGAGAAGCUCGGCAAGUACUUUACCUUUUAA